UUUACUCUUAUCAAUUCGAGUGGAAAAUUUGCUUUAAAGGUUUUAUCGCUCAAGAAAAUUUCAUCCUAUUGAGAAGCUAUCCGAUUCUUAAUCAUUCAAAAUUUCGCGGGCUAACAGAUAAGACGCCUACUAUCAUUUUGUGCGUACUAUAGCGUGACUGCAACCUACGUCAACGAUAACUGUUAUUUGUUGCACUCCGAUCCAAAUCACGUCAGUAUCAAUCGGUACCAAGUUGAAAUUGCGCGAUAAACUCGAAUUAAUUGAAAUCCAGAACAAAAUAUAGUAUCAUCGCGAAAUGACAAUUAUCUCGAGGUUCGUGAUAAAAAAUGGCUCAGCUGUUUCUCAGAUGGGAAGAUAUAUCACGAAGGCGUUGUCAAUCAGGGGGAUGGCAUCCGUCAAUAAAAAAUACGUAGAGACGACACAGAAAGAUGGGGUCAGAACUAUACAAUUAAGUGACUCUGCCUCGCUCAACUCUCUAUCAUUGGAGAUGUUGAAGGCCCUGAUGAGCGAGAUUAAGAAGGACGAGAACAACCAAGAGCUCCGGUCGAUCGUACUGACGUCCGUGACGGGAAAGGUAUUUUCCGCAGGACACAACCUGAAGGAAUUGACGGCUACCAGUAACAAGUCGCACACGGAAGUGUUCGAGACCUGUUCGGAACUAAUGCAAGCCAUCAGUGAGAGUCCAGUGCCGGUGAUCGCGGCGGUGGACGGCUUGGCGGCUGCGGCAGGCUGUCAGUUGGUCGCGGCGUGUGACAUCGCGGUGUGCACGGACAGAAGUUUGUUCUCCACUCCGGGGGCGAAUCUCGGGAUAUUUUGCUCGACACCUGGUAUACCGUUGGUGCGCAACGUGCCGAGGAAGAAUGCGUCGUAUAUGCUCUUCACGGGGUUCCCCAUUUCCGGCAGAGAAGCCUACGAAUGCGGUCUCGUUAGCAAGGUCGUACCAACUGAUAAGCUCGACGAAGAAGUCCACCGAAUUACAGAUGCGAUUAACAAGAAGAGCCGCUCGGUUAUGCACAUCGGCAAGAUGUUUCUGCACGAGCAAAUAAAUCUCGACGUAACGACGGCGUAUCGUCGAGGCACCGAAACAAUGGUGGAAAAUUUGAAAAUGAGAGACGCGCAGGAAGGGAUACGAAGUUUUCUGGAGAAGAGGAAGCCGAAGUGGUCGCACGACUACGAGAAAAAUUGAUUGUGCGAUCAUCUAUGUUUAUAUUUCUUUCUCCAUCUCACCAGAUCGUGUGUUGUCGUAUUCGAUUCAAUCUCUUUUUAUACAAUGUAAAAUUAAAUUUUGUACAAUUUUUUGCACUUGAUAAGAAUUAUGUCACUUCUGAUCUUGGUAAUAAACAACUUUGACUAUUAAAAUUAA
Dinoponera quadriceps is the source of this 1363-nucleotide messenger RNA. RefSeq names its product enoyl-CoA hydratase domain-containing protein 3, mitochondrial. The transcript has 6 exons. Gene Ontology annotation, cellular component: mitochondrion. Bases 296 to 1186 code for a protein of 296 amino acids. The record is from RefSeq and is a predicted model, not a curated record. Gene Ontology annotation, molecular function: hydro-lyase activity. Lineage: Eukaryota; Metazoa; Arthropoda; Insecta; Hymenoptera; Formicidae.